AUGAGAUUUUUCCAGAAAUCUCAGGUCGAUGGCGUGAGGCUCACCUAUAGGAGCGCCCAGCGGUUGCCGAUCACCGCAUGGGCACCCAGGCCACACCUUGCAUCUCUUGCUAGUCGGCCAGCCUUGCAGCAAGGCCACUUCCCGUGUGGAUUCAUCAGUUCCGGCACCCAAAAACAGAAAACGAAGGCUGGUAAAGGUCCCCUUGCAGUCGCGCCAACGAUUCUCGUUCUAUGCGGCAUACUCAUAUACACGCUCAUUCCAGGCGACGCGCAACGCCCAACCCGACUUACAGCAGAGACAAGGCAGCAGCCGGAACCUGCUCAGAACGACAUUAAGGACGAUGAGAAAGACCAGGACCAGGGGUCGGCGUGGACAGGCUUCGCUCAAGGAUUUGAAGACUUCACAAACGUGACCAACAUCGAGUGGUCGACACUGUCUGACCGUAUCACCGACGUGAUCCUGCCGGAGUGGUGGAAAGGAAUCCCUAGGCAAAUUCGGAAACUGCAGCGCGAGCUGUCCAUGUCAGAUGGAUCACUAGCGGAUGAGAUAUGGCAGGAAGCUCACGACCCUUUCAUCAACCCUGAAAUCAGGUACUCCGCCAAAGUGCGCGUCUCGGAGGAGCUAUGUGAUGAGGAGAAGGAGUUCCUCGCGCGCCGGAAGAAAGUCGCGACGGCCGGUUUGGCCAAAUACCUCGACCUGGACGAGGAGGAGGUCCACCCGGAUGAUGUUCCCACCAUUGCUGUGUGUGGAUCUGGCGGUGGACUUCGCGCCCUGGUUGCGGGAACAGGCUCACUUCUCGCAACUCAAGAGGAUGGCUUAUUCGACUGCGUCACCUAUACAUCGGGUGUCAGUGGAUCGUGUUGGCUGCAGGCCCUCUACCAUUCUUCCUUGACGAACGGUCGACUAGACCGUAUCGUUGACCAUAUGAAGGCAAGAAUAGGGGUUCACAUUGCGUAUCCUCCCGCCGCCUUCGCGUCGGUGACAACUUCUCCUACCAACAAAUUACUUCUCAGCAGUAUGGUCGAGAAGCUCAAAGGUGACCCCAAUGCUAGUUUUGGACUAGUUGACGUCUAUGGCAUUCUGUUGGCAGCGAGACUCCUAGUACCGAAGGGUGAGCUUGGGGUGAACGACAGAGAUUUCAAGCUGUCCAACCAACGAGAAUUCAUCAAAUACGGACAACACCCAAUGCCCAUUUACACUGCGGUUAGGCACGAAAUACCCGACAUAAAUAGUAAAGGAGUCCCCGAUGACUCCCCUUCGGAACAAGCGAAAGCCAUCGCAAAGCAAGAAGCGUGGUUUCAAUGGUUCGAGAUGACACCAUACGAGUUCUUUUGCGAAGAGUUCAAUGCAGGUAUUCCGAUCUGGGCUCUCGGGCGACGAUUCAAUGGCGGAGUAGACGUCGCCCCAGAAACCGGCUUUCACCUACCAGAAAUUCGCAUGCCCCUAUUGAUGGGCAUCUUCGGGAGUGCUUUCUGUGCGACUCUAAGUCACUACUAUCGCGAGGUCCGGCCCCUCGUGAGGAGCCUGACUGGCUUCAGCACGGUUGACGAGAUGAUCCAUGGACGCAACGAAGAUUUGGAGAAAGUUCACCCCAUCGAUCCGGCCUUGAUACCCAACUUCACAUAUAACAUGGAAGGCAAACUACGCUUUACGACGCCUACUAAGAUCUACGAUAACGAGUACAUACAACUGAUGGAUGCUGGCAUGUCGAACAACUUGCCCAUCUACCCCCUGCUCCGACCCGGCCGUGACGUCGAUGUAGUCGUCGCAUUCGAUGCCUCAGCAGACAUCAAAACGGACAACUGGCUAUCCGUAGCAGAUGGAUACGCCCGCCAGCGUGGCAUCAAGGGCUGGCCUCUUGGCAUAGGCUGGCCAAAAGGCGGCGAAUCGGCCCAGAACAUCGAGAAACAGCUAGACGCCGCACAAGUCGACUCUGCAGCCGAAGCGGAGGCCAAGCUCAGGCAAGCAAAGCAGCACCAAAAGGCGCAGCGAGCCACCGACCCGCCCGCGUCCUCGCAGGCCACAGCCGAGCAGAAGAAGACAAAGACCGAGCACGACAUCUCGCACCCGGAUGACUCGGAGCUGGGCUACUGCACAGUGUGGGUCGGCACGACAGAGGAGCGCUCAACACAACCCCCGCCGCCGUCCAAGGCGCUCACCAGCGACGACGACGCGUGGCAGCUGAUGCAGCCCAGUGCCGGCAUCGCCGUCGUGUACCUGCCCUUCGUGGCGAACCCCAAAGUCUCGGGCGUCGACCCGGCCGUUAGUGAUUACAUGUCGACAUGGAAUUUCGUAUACACCCCCGAGCAGGUCGACAAGGUGGUCGCGCUCGCGCGCGCCAACUACGAUGAGGGGAGGUCGCAGAUCCGCCGCACUGUGCGCGCUGUAUAUGAGCGCAAGAGGAAGAUGCGCGAGGAUCGCGAGGAGGCCGCGCGCUCGGAGAGUUAUCGGAGGCUUGUGCGUCUGGGUAUUGCUGGGAAGUUGGGCGAGGGCGACCAUUUCAGUUGA
Molecule: messenger RNA, 2508 nt
Organism: Anthostomella pinea
Lineage: Eukaryota; Fungi; Ascomycota; Sordariomycetes; Xylariales; Xylariaceae
Source: the annotation of a GenBank genome assembly